This is a messenger RNA of Sesamum indicum (sesame), 2608 nucleotides long. It is a transcript of the gene PUB14, whose product is annotated as plant U-box 14. The record is from RefSeq and is a predicted model, not a curated record. Gene Ontology annotation, molecular function: ubiquitin-protein transferase activity; protein binding. NCBI's taxonomy places the organism in Eukaryota, Viridiplantae, Streptophyta, Magnoliopsida, Lamiales, Pedaliaceae. Gene Ontology annotation, biological process: cell surface receptor signaling pathway; protein ubiquitination.
AUUUAAAAAAGAGCAAAAGAUUCUCUCUCUUCUUUCUCUCUCUCUAAAAAGUCCAGCACUUGACCUCCUCCAACUACAAACGCAUUACACUAGUUCACAUUACCGAAUUUUCUUCUCUUUAAACCCCAAGAAUUCCACCAUUUUUCAGCCCCAAGAAAUCCGGGGUUCAGUUUCUUGUCUGCCAGUCUCUCUCUCUCCCUGAUCCUUCAAAUUUUAUCAUCUGGGCUUUUUCUUGAAUUCCUGAAAACCGCGUUUUCUUGGAAUUUUUCAUCGAUGAUGGCGGAGAACACAAAGGAGGAGUGGGUACUGAGUCAACUCAGUGAGUAUGUGAGGGCCAUCUCCGCGUUGCCCGAUUGUAGAACGGUUUCCAAGAAGAUGUACUGUAAUCUGGUGAGAAGGGUGAAGCUCUUGAGCCCUCUGUUUGAGGAGAUGAAGGACGGACGGGCAGAGGAGGAGCUCGGAGAUGACGUCGUUAGGGGGCUUGAUUCCCUCAGAAUCGCUCUCGACUCCGCUCUUCAGCUGCUGAAAUCGGUCCAUGAAGGCAGUAAAAUUUUCCAGGCUCUGCAAAUCGACAAAAUUGCUGGCAAAUUUGAACGUGUAACUCAACAGAUCGAAGCAGCUUUAAGCCAGAUUCCCUAUAAUGAACUUGAUAUACCUGAGGAAGUUCGAGAACAGAUUGAACUCCUACAUGCACAAUUUAAAAGAGCGACAGGUCGAAUGGAGUUGCCGGAUUUGCAACUGGCAAUGGACUUGGCUGCCGCACAAAUGGAAGAUGACCCCGACCCUACAGUUUUCAAAAGGCUUUCAGAGAAGCUGCAUCUCAGGACAAUAAAUGAUAUAAAGAAAGAGUCCCUUGCCAUUCACGAUAUGGUCAUUUCAUGUGGUGGGGUUCCUGAAGGAGUUUCAGAGGAGUAUUUUGAGACUAUGUCGUAUCUUCUGAGGAAGCUAAAGGACUGCGUGAUGAUGGAUAAUCCGGAUGUUGAUGCCACUGAAGUCGACAAGAAUUCGAUUAAGCACAGAUCUCCGAUCAUUCCAGAUGAUUUCCGUUGUCCAAUAUCACUGGAGUUGAUGAAAGAUCCUGUUAUUGUGUCUACUGGGCAGACGUAUGAACGGUCGUGCAUCCAGAAGUGGCUUGACGCAGGGCACAAGACCUGCCCCAAGACUCAGCAGACCCUAUUGCACACUGCCUUAACCCCGAAUUAUGUUUUGAAAAGUCUUAUAGCUUUGUGGUGCGAUAGUAACGGUGUAGAGCUGCCUAAGAAACAAGGGAAUUGCAGGAACAAAAGAUCGGGAAUCAGUGGUUCAGACUGUGAUCGUGCUGCUAUUGAUGCCUUGCUGCAAAAACUUGCAAAUGGCAAUCCUGAACAACAAAGAGCAGCUGCUGGUGAGCUUCGUUUGCUAGCUAAAAGAAAUGCUGAUAACAGAGUAUGUAUUGCUGAAGCGGGAGCCAUUCCUCUGUUAGUCGAGCUGCUAUCCUCCCCUGAUUUGAGGACUCAAGAGCAUGCUGUUACAGCACUUCUCAACCUCUCCAUAAACGAGGCCAACAAGGGAACUAUUGUAAAUGCUGGUGCAAUACCCGACAUUGUAGACGUGUUGAAAAAUGGGAGCACAGAAGCUAGAGAAAAUGCAGCUGCUACCCUUUUUAGCUUGUCAGUGGUCGAUGAGAACAAAGUGGCAAUAGGAGCCGCCGGGGCCAUACCUCCUCUGAUUGAUCUGCUCUGCCAGGGCACCCCAAGAGGAAAGAAAGAUGCGGCUACAGCUAUAUUUAACCUUUCAAUCUACCAAGGGAACAAGGUGAGGGCCGUAAGAGCAGGAAUCGUACCACCACUUAUGAGGUUGCUCAAGGAUCCUGGAGGGGGAAUGGUGGAUGAAGCAUUAGCGAUAUUAGCCAUACUUGCUAGCCAUCAAGAAGGGAAAGUAGCUAUUGGACAGGCGGAGCCAAUCCCAACUCUGGUCGAGGUUAUAAGGACGGGGUCACCUCGGAAUCGGGAAAAUGCUGCUGCAAUACUAUGGUCAUUAUGCACAGGUAGUGCACAAUACAUAAAAAUUGCUAGGGAUCUUGGGGCUGAAGAGGCAUUGAAGGAAUUAUCUGAGAACGGCACCGACAGGGCCAAAAGAAAAGCUGGGAGCGUCUUGGAGCUUCUCCAACGAGUCGAAGAGGAGGUUAUUUAAUGAAGUCCUUCUGUUAAACUCACGGAAAUUCAGCAUUCAUCCAAUUGAUUUUUGCCAGUUAAGCGUGAUUUCGGCAAUGUUGGGCAGUCUCUUGCACGCGGAAGACAUCCAUUGAUGCAGCAAGGUUCGUUGUAUAAAGCUAUAGAUACAUAUUUGCUAUUUUUUCCUAAUAUUUUGGCACUGUGCUUGGGGUUAGGUGGAGAUUGUGGAUAGGGGAAUACUAUGUGUAAUUUUUGUGGGGAAUUAGGAGGCUUUCCUUUUUCUUUGUAUUGUACUAUGUUGUGUUUAUGUUAUUGUAGUUGUUGAUAUAUAUAUAUAUAUAUAUAUAUAUAUAGGUCUCCUUCAUGGGUUAAACCGAAAACUCGGGAGGAUGUUGUAUGUUUCUCUGGAAAAGACUGAGUUUAUUCGGAAAUUUAAAUUAAUUAUGUAGCAAGUA